CCCGCUACUCGCGGCUGGUCGACGCUUGAAACGUACCCAAGCACGUACGUUGGCGGUGACGAGGCAGAAGCCACCGCUGGCAAUGUCGUAGUGCCCAUGUCCAUUGUGAGGGAGAAACUCUGUCUUCUGUCGUCUUCAUCUUCGCCAUUGUAUCGCCAGCAUUGCCUGUAGUAGCACAUCGCCCGCCAUGUCCCUUGUCUCAGACGCCAUAUGGGCUGCCUCGCCUACAACCACGCGCGGACAGGCCACGCCCCUCUCAUCCGACCCAAAGGGCGAGCGCAUCGCCUAUGCGUCUGGCAAAUCCAUCUUUCUGCGCUCCAUUGACGAUCCCGCCGUCAGCAAGCAGUACACCCAGCACACUACACAGACAACUGUCGCCCGCUUCUCGCCCUCGGGCUUCUAUGUCGCCAGCGGAGAUGUUUCGGGCAUGGUCAGAGUAUGGGAUUGCGCCGGCGAGGGUGCAACAAAGGGCGAAUACCCCAUCAUCGCAGGCCGCAUCAACGACCUGGCCUGGGACGGCGACUCGCAGCGCAUCAUUGCCGUAGGCGACGGCAAGGAGCGCUUCGGCCACUGCAUCACCGCAGACAGCGGCAACAGCGUGGGCGAGAUCUCAGGCCACUCGUCGCAAAUCAACUGUGUCUCCAUCCGCCAGCAACGCCCUCUACGCGCAGCCACCGGCUCCGAUGACACCAGCCUCGUCUUCUACCACGGUGCCCCCUUCAAGUUCAACACCAGCCUGCGCGGGCAACACAACCGCUUCGUUUUCGGCACCGCCUUCUCGCCCGAUGGCUCCGUAUUCGCCAGUGUGGGCGCCGACAAGCGCAUCUGGCUAUACGACGGCAAGACUGGCGAGGCCAAGAAUCAGAUCGGUGAGGGAGUCCAUACCGGUAGUAUCUUUGGUAUCUCUUGGUCCAAGGACUCGAAUAGGUUCGUCACUGCUAGUGCUGACCAGACGGUACGCAUCUGGGACCCCGAAGCCGGCAAGGCGAUCCAGACGUGGAGGAUGGGCGACGAAGGUGUUGUCAGUGUGCCUGAUCAGCAGGUCGGCGUAGUCUGGCCCACAGGCCGCAGCGAUGGUCUGAUUGUUAGUGUCGACCUGGAUGGAAACCUAAACUACCUCUUUGAUGGCAACUCCAAGCCAACGCGCGUUAUUCGAGGUCACCAGAAGAACAUCACAUCAGCUGCGAUAGCAGGUUCGAAUUUCGCCACCGGCAGCUACGAGGGGCGCGUCCUUGCAUGGGACACGACAACAGGGCUGGCCGACAAGGUUGAAGGCGCAGCCCAUACCAGCUAUGUCGCUGGCAUCACCACAUCGAACAGUAGUAGCGGAAAGGAACUCUACAGCGUUGGCUGGGACGACACGUUGCGCUCCAUUUCGGCACCGGACAAGAUCUUCACUGGAGAAGCGCAUGACCUCAAGUUCCAGCCCAAGGGUGUCGCUGCGACAUCCAGCACGGUGCUCAUCCCUUCAUCCGAUGCCAUCGCCGUCUACUUCAAGGGCGCUCAAGUCAGCUCAAUAGCAGUCAAGUACACGCCUACAUCCAUCGCCGCGCAUGGUACUACUGUAGCUGUGGGUGGAGAUGAUAAGCUUGUGCAUAUCUACACGCUUUCAGGCACAGAGCUCAAGGACACCGAGACGGUGUUGCGCCGCGCUACUUCGCCAAUCUCAGCGCUUGCCUUCUCGCAGUCAGGUAACAAGCUCGCCGUCGGUGCGGCCAAUGGCAAGAUAUAUGCGUACGAUGCAAGCGAAAGCUGGAACCUCAUCACGGACAGAUGGAGUGCCCACACUGCACGCAUCACCUGCCUGGCUUGGGAUGAGAGCGAAAAGUACGCGGCAAGUGGCAGUUUGGAUACCAACGUCAUGGUUUGGAGUACCGAGGAUCCAGGUAAGCGCAUCAAGGCCCUCAACGCCCACAAAGACGGUGUCAACGGUGUGGCAUGGGAAAAGGCAGCAAGGGUCAUCUCAGCCGGCGGAGAUGCAAGCGUCAAAGUAUGGACUGUCAAGGCGUAAGUGGUUGCGCCAUCACUUUAUCCAGAGAUGCGGGCAGGAAUCCGGCCAGGAAUCCAAGCACACUCUGGUCGGUGAUUGAUCAUGUUCUAGAUGAUGUGUUCUAGCCGGAUCGACCUGGCUUUUUGAAGGACGCUCUGAUACUGAGAAUGAAGCGGGAGACGUGGUUAGAUGGCGGGGUUGAGCGCCCUUGCCCUUUACGCUACCUACAUAUACGUAGUCUGAUGGCCUAUCAUACACAGCCUCGACCCUCUCUUGUUCAAUGCAUGUUGCCUUUUGAAUCCGCG
Messenger RNA from Bipolaris sorokiniana ND90Pr, 2295 nucleotides. RefSeq lists its product as uncharacterized. Lineage: Eukaryota; Fungi; Ascomycota; Dothideomycetes; Pleosporales; Pleosporaceae. Gene Ontology annotation, biological process: actin filament depolymerization; positive regulation of actin filament depolymerization. The coding region runs from base 188 to 2011 and encodes 607 amino acids. Gene Ontology annotation, molecular function: actin filament binding. Gene Ontology annotation, cellular component: cortical actin cytoskeleton. The record is from RefSeq and is a predicted model, not a curated record. The transcript has 3 exons.